This is a messenger RNA of Ceratosolen solmsi marchali, 910 nucleotides long. RefSeq lists its product as uncharacterized. The record is from RefSeq and is a predicted model, not a curated record. The transcript has 6 exons. The coding region runs from base 200 to 838 and encodes 212 amino acids. NCBI's taxonomy places the organism in Eukaryota, Metazoa, Arthropoda, Insecta, Hymenoptera, Agaonidae.
CGCCUGUAUUACCUAUAAAUCGUGCUUAAUGUAGAAAAUAAUAAUGGCAUCUGUUAUAUAUUCACUGAGAAACUAUAAGUUGAAAAAUAAGGAGAGAACUGUGUGUGUAUGUUUAUUAUGAAUUAUUUAUAAUAUUGGGCAAUUUAUAUACUUGAAAAAAUAUAUUCGCACAAUCGAUAAUUGCAGCAUUAGAAAUGAAAUGAUGUUAACUACAACACAAGAAAAUAAUAGAAAAAGAAAGAAUAAAGUGACCGAUGAUACUGAUGUUGCGAAUAAGGUUUCGCCUGCAAAAAUUAUAGUGAUACCUCAUAAUAAUAUAAAUAUCAAACCUCUUACGUCCAGAAAUAUAAAAGAUAUUCAACAGAAACUUAAUUUAACAUCUGAAAGACAAAGUAAAUUAUGGACGAAAGCUGAUAAUGGAAACAUUGACGAUACCUCUACUAAAAAUUCUUCGAUUCCAGCUAUUCCUAAAAUAUUAUUAUUAUCACAAAAAUUACACGUUAAACCGCAACCAUUGUUAAAUUUGGUGAAGCUAAAUAAUAAUUCUAUAACUUCGUGCAAUCAAGUAGCUGGUAAUUCAGAUAAUCCAAGUCUACCCACCACUAAUAAUUCGCAGGCCUGUAAUUGCAUUGAACUUACAAAAGAACGUGAGAAAAAUGAACAAUUAAUAAAGAAAUUAUUAAAGGAGCAGCAAACGAUAGAUGAAUUACGCAGCGAAAUAGAAAAGUUACAUAAUAAUUAUGCUAAUCUUUUAAAGGAGAACGAGAGUUUAAAACAGGAUCAAUUGGAAAAAGCAGAAAAUAUCUCACAAUACUUUUACGAUACUAUACCCUUUUAAAAAGUUAUAAACAACCAGUAAGACAAUUAUCUGAACAUACAUGGCUAUAUGCAUGUAAUUUAAUAAAACUAG